AUGUCAAUUCUACAUUUAAAUAAUUAAUUAUAAAGAGUGAAUAGUAAUAAAUUUAAUGUAAUGAAUUAGUGAAAAUAACCUCUUUUUAAACUUAUUUGAAAUCAAAAAAACAUUAGUAUUUCCUAAAUUAUAUUCUAGUACUUAAGAUGUCUUAAAAAUAUUAAUUAAAUCAUCCCGUCAAAAAAGUUACCAAAUGCUUCCUAGAUGUAUUAAGGAAAUAAGCGAUAAAGCAAUUGGAGCUGAAAUGA
Molecule: messenger RNA, 248 nt
Organism: Paramecium sonneborni
Lineage: Eukaryota; Ciliophora; Oligohymenophorea; Peniculida; Parameciidae
Source: the annotation of a GenBank genome assembly